AUGGGCCCCAGCAACCAAACGAUGCGUAUAUUCCUAUACUUCAGCAUAGGCUAUAUCCUUCUUACGCUAUACGUUCGCACCCGCACCGUCCGCGACCCAGGCUCCCUCUUCUUCGACCCCUGGACCGCCUACGACCCCUCCUACUCCGCCUACCGGCUGGGCCAAGGCGAAGCGUACAUCGACUCGAUCUCGAAUUCCUCCGUGCACCCGGUGCCCAAGGCAGGCCCGAACCCGGAGAUCUGUCUGGGGAUCGCGACGGUGGCGCGCAAGGGCAUUCGGUACUUCCACGACGCAGUCGGGACGGUGCUGGAGGGGCUGAGUGCGGAGGAGCGGGCGAAUAUCUAUCUCAUUUUGUUUAUCGCGCAUACGGAGCCGGCGAGGCACCCCGCGUACCAGGAGAAAUGGCUCUACGAGGUCCCCGACAAGGUGUUGCUGUACCAGCCGGAUAAGAUUGAUAUGCAGCGGAUCCAGGCGCUGGAGAAGGAUACGGAGAACUAUUUGAUGCGGGCCUGUAACGAUGUUGGGACGAAGUAUUUGUUGCUGAUGGAGGACGAUGUGGUUGCGCAGGAUGGAUGGUACCACCGGACGCGGGAGGCGCUUGCGAUUGCGGAGAAGAAGACGGAGAAGCUGGGGGCGUCGAAGUGGCUCUAUCUGCGGUUGUUUUAUUCAGAGGAAUUCUUUGGCUGGAAUUCAGAGGAAUGGCCGACUUACCUCUGGUAUUCGAUACUGGCGAUCGUCGUCGUCGCGUUGGUGUCUCUUGGGUCCCGACAGUAUAUCCCCAGCGUGAAGCCGCAUAUGCCGAACAGCACUGUUCUCCUGCUGUGUUUCGUCUGCACGCCACUGCUUAUAAUCCUCUUUUUCGCCGCGGGCCGGACAACCAUGUUGCCGCUGCCGAAGGGGGUGCAUCUUAUGCAGAACUUCGGCUGCUGCUCGCAGGCCUUUGUGUUCCCACGCGAACGAGUGCCGGAGCUGCUGGAACUGUACAAGUCGAAGGAGGAAGGAUAUGUGGAUUCCAUCACCGAGGCCUAUGCGAACGAGCAUGACGAGCUUCGGUGGGCGCUGAUUCCGAGUGUGAUGCAGCAUGUGGGGCGGCAGAGCACGAAGUCGACCAGCGACACUGUGGGUCCGCCGCGGUAUAAGACGAAAGCCGAGAUGAAGGGACCGGAGCGGCUGUGGAACUUUGCUUUCGAGACGAUUGACCCGGCAGCGAUGAGUGCUGAGCACGAGUAUGCGAAGGAGGACUUUGCAGAAUACGUUGACAUCUCCAUUUGA
Messenger RNA from Penicillium chermesinum, 1272 nucleotides. RefSeq lists its product as uncharacterized. Gene Ontology annotation, molecular function: glycosyltransferase activity. The transcript has 3 exons. Lineage: Eukaryota; Fungi; Ascomycota; Eurotiomycetes; Eurotiales; Aspergillaceae. Bases 1 to 1272 code for a protein of 423 amino acids. Gene Ontology annotation, cellular component: Golgi membrane. Gene Ontology annotation, biological process: GPI anchor biosynthetic process. The record is from RefSeq and is a predicted model, not a curated record.